This is a messenger RNA of Bactrocera neohumeralis, 5400 nucleotides long. It is a transcript of the gene Dyrk2, whose product is annotated as dual specificity tyrosine-phosphorylation-regulated kinase 2. Gene Ontology annotation, molecular function: ATP binding; protein serine/threonine kinase activity; protein serine/threonine/tyrosine kinase activity. Lineage: Eukaryota; Metazoa; Arthropoda; Insecta; Diptera; Tephritidae. Gene Ontology annotation, cellular component: nucleus. Gene Ontology annotation, biological process: peptidyl-threonine phosphorylation; peptidyl-serine phosphorylation. The transcript is spliced from 10 exons. Bases 901 to 3381 code for a protein of 826 amino acids. The record is from RefSeq and is a predicted model, not a curated record.
CAUAAAAAUUUAUAUGAAAAGCAUAACUAAGCCGAGUACACGUAGUACCGAUAUGUUUGGAUAUGUUUGCAUGAGAAAUGCUGGAAAUUGCCAAUUGUUGAGGGAAAAGUGACAAAGAGUGUUGAAAGCGUGUUUUUUUAGAAUUAAAAACCAAUUGUGUGCAUUAAAAGUAAUCAGAAAUUUACGUGAAAAAUAAGUUAGUUGGAAAAGUGACUGAAUGUUGUUGUAAUUUUAUAAACAGUGCAACAUUUAUGUGAGAUAAAUGUGAAAAAUAAAUAUAACAAAUGAAAGGCGCACAAAAAAUAAAUAUUUUUGUUGAAAAAUCGAAAGAAAAAAAAAUUAUUGCGAAAAUUUGAAACGGUUUUUUGUGAUUAAAAAAACUUUUUUUGCCCAAGAGUUCAUAUCUAUCGACGACAAAAGUGUAUUCUGUGCAGCAGUUAAAGAAAAGUUCGUUCGUACAUUUUUAUAAAAAAUAUAAAAUAUAUUUGUUAAAGAGUGCAGUGUGUUCUUUUGCCAUUAAGAGUUCAUAAUUGAAAUAUAAAGUUUAUAAAUAAAAUCAAAGUUGAUUUUUUGCUCAAGUGUUUAGCGUGUAAACACAGUGAAAAGAUAAACAAAUCAUCAAAAAUAGGAUUAAAUACCGAAAAAUCUAAAACAUUUGGAUAUAAAAGCGCCAGCUCAAAGCCACAAGGUAGACUACGAACACCAAUUUGAAAUAGCUAAUUUCUGCAGAACAUUUACAAAAAAGAAGCAAUAAUUAAAGUCGUGUAUUAAGCUCUCCGUUAAUACAAAUCGCAAAUGUACGCGUGUCCGGUAAAUUUAUUGGAACAUUCUUGAACUGAACUUAAAACUCAACAUCCGUAAAGGAUACUAAAUAAAUUCUCAACGCGAGAAUAUUGGAAAAUGUUGGAUCGUUGCGAAAUGCCGAUUCAAAUAGACAACGAUAAAUUGCGGCGCGUCAGCGCUGUUGUCGAUCGCGACAAUCGUAUCUCGAAUUCACGCCUCGAUCUGCCCAAUGUGUGCAACGGGGGCGUUGGUGGCAUAACGGUUGGUGGCAAUGGCACAACGCGCGGCUCAUCGCGCUCCAGCCGUUGCCUCGACGUGCACAACAAUCAUGUGAACAACAGUCACAGCCAUAGCCAUCACAAUGGACAUCAUCAGCGCAGCCCGACUACAGGCAACAACAACAACAAUAACAGCAGCAACAAUAAGAGUAACAACAGCAGCACUAAUACCAAUAACAAAGCGCAACAAAAGCAACAACAGCUACAGACGACUGAUGCGACUAGCCAUAACAUAACUAGCGGUAACAACAACAACAGUAACGGUCACAAUAAUUUAAGUAAUCACAACAACAACAUUGGCUCGCCAGUAUCAUCGACAACGAUCUCCUCGCAUGGCAACAGCACGACCAGCGGCGGCGAGCGCGGCUCAUCGACCAAGUCGAACAGCAGCAGCGGCAGCGGCAGCAGCGACAAUAUCAAAUGCAAUACGCCGAUGUCGCCGUCAGAUCUCCUCAUGAAUUACCGCAAAUAUUUGACUGAUGUGGAACAAGAAGAGCUGAAGGUGUAUAAAGAGGUUUGGUAUUUCGGACAUAAUGCCACUAAAAAUUACAAUAAAUCUACAACGAAUGGUACAGCCAAUUUGGGCUUCGAUGAUGACAAUGGAAAUUAUAAAAUUAUCAUACACGAUCACAUUGCCUUCCGCUAUGAAAUACUCGAAGUGAUCGGUAAGGGUAGUUUUGGUCAAGUUAUACGCGCCAUGGAUCACAAAACCAAUACAUAUGUGGCCAUUAAGAUUAUACGCAAUAAGAGACGUUUCCUCAAUCAGGCUGUGGUAGAAUUGAAUAUUUUAGAUGAAUUGCGCGAAAAGGAUGCCGAUGGAUCUCAUAAUGUUAUACACAUGUUGGAUUACACAUAUUUCCGCAAGCAUUUGUGCAUUACAUUCGAGUUGUUGAGUCUCAAUCUCUAUGAAUUAAUCAAGAAGAAUAACUACAAUGGUUUCAGCAUGAGUUUGAUCAGACGGUUCUGUAAUUCGAUUGUCAAAUGCUUGCGUCUGCUCUACAAAGAGAAUAUCAUACACUGUGAUCUCAAACCGGAGAAUAUUCUGCUCAAACAACGCGGCAGUAGUUCAAUAAAAGUCAUCGAUUUUGGCAGCUCCUGCUAUGUGAGUCGCAAAAUUUACACAUACAUACAGUCACGAUUUUAUCGCUCACCGGAAGUGAUACUGGGAUUGCAGUAUGGAACCGCUAUAGAUAUGUGGAGCUUAGGCUGCAUCCUUGCCGAGCUCUAUACCGGCUUCCCGCUCUUCCCCGGCGAGAAUGAAGUCGAGCAAUUGGCUUGCAUCAUGGAAGUGCUCGGUCUGCCGCCGAAAGAACUCAUCGCCAACGCCACCCGACGCCGUUUGUUCUUCGAUUCGCGCGGCGCACCGCGUUGCACCACCAACUCCAAGGGACGCAAACGUUUGCCCGGCGGCAAGUCAAUCUCACAGAUGCUCUACUGCCAAGAUCGUAAUUUCAUCAAUUUCCUGCAACGUUGUCUCGAAUGGGAUCCCGCGGAGCGCAUGACACCCGAAGAAGCGGCACACCACGAAUUCCUGCAACCUACCGCCGCCAGUCGUCAUCGCAGCUGUCGCAUGACAAACUCUUCAUCCACAGGCGGUCUCAAUAAUAGCUCAUCACAAAAAUCAUCCUGCUACAGUUUCACCGAAGUCUCGCCACCCUCAAAUGCCACAGCCAGCAACACGACUACCGCCAACAGUGGUGGUGGCGGUGGCGGCGGCAGUGGUAGUGGCAACGGCGGCGCCGUGGUGGCAUCCAUCACCAGCACCACAGCGGUCAGCAAUGCGGCCAUCACCACGACAACGAGCAAAGCGACUACGACGACACAAUCGCGCAGCAGCGCACUCACACAGCAUGCGCACCACGCUAGCUCCUCUGGUCAUCUGCCCGACAUCAAGCUCAGCGCCAGCGACAAGUAUAGCAACAUGCAAAAGGUGGCCGUGCGCUCGAAGAUCACCUCGUCGGUGUCCGAUUUGGACUCGGUGCCGCAAUAUGCCUUGCAUCGCAGCAUCUACGGCGCCGGUGGACUGACGCAUAGCGGCACAGCAGCGCGCAAGCAUCUCAUCACAAGCGGCACCAUAGCCACCAGCUCCAGCAAGUAUGGCUUGGGUUUGGGCGCUGGCAGUGGCAGUGGCGGCGGCGGCGGCAGUCAUAGCCAUCUCAUGCAUCAGAGCACAACGCUGGGCAAUGUGUCGUCGCAUCAUGGCAACGGUCAUGGUAACGCUCACAACGCCGUUGGCGGCGGCAGCGGUGGUGGCGCCAACAGCAACAUGUCACACUCACAGUCGACGGGCGACGUGUCGGCGAUCUUCGGACGUGCUUGACUUCGCGCGCGACCCACAAAACUUGAGCUCAAAAAAUGCAAACUAGUCAAUAUGGUGGAUUUUUGGAGCUAGAAGUGGAAGUAAGCGGCGCCAUCGGCGGCAAGUGCUUGGCGGGGGGCGCGUAUGCGGUGGACAUGCAGUGCUCGAAAAGGAGUUAAGAAAUACAAUAAUUAUGACUAGUAGUUUUGUGUGUGUGUGUGUGUGAGUGUUUGUGUGCGCGCUGUACUUUGUAUGCCUUUGUAGGUUGCUCAUACGCCCGGGCAAAUGGUUUUUGUCAGGCUCAGCGCUGCAUAUGCCUCAUUAUGAACACACACAAAUAUAUAAUAUAAUAUAAUUUCCAAACUGAAUUUUGCGUAAAAUAAUUAUGACUUGUGUGCAUAUUGCCAGACUUAAAUAUACGUUGACUAUUAGAUAGGCGUGACGGGGCGCUAGGAAAGAAGUUCGAAGCAAAAAAAAAAUUCAGUAAAUUAGAAUUUUAUUUAUUAAAAAAUAAAAUUGAGAAAAUUGAUCUUAUAAAAAUUAAAAAAAAUUAUUUCUGAGCAUUAAUUUGUUUUCAACAGUUAUGAUUUAAAAUUUAAAUGGAAAUUUUUUUAUUUCUUUCCUUUGUUUAAUUUUUUUAUUGUAAUAUACAAAAAUUAUAAAAAAUUACAUUAUUUCAGAUUAAUAAAAAUUUUGAAAAAAAUAUUCAAAAUUAGUGUCCUUUUUUCAAAUUAAAAAAUUAUCUACGAAAAAAAUUUAAAAAAAAAUGUUGAAAAAAUUAAAUUAUAUACGAAAAAAAUUAAUAUUCGAACAAAAUUAAAUUAUGUAUUAAAAAAAUUAAAAAAAGAAAUUAAAAUUCGAAAAAAAUAAUUUUUCGAACAACUUUCCCUGCUCCCUGCUCUCGUCUAUUUGACGAACGUUUUUACAAUAAAAAAUUGUACGUGCACACUUUAGCUAUAUAAUUUGAAGUUAUGUAUGUUUGUAUUUGUAUGAGUGUAUUGGAAGGAAUCUUAAUUACAUCUAUGUAUGUAUAAUAAUUAUUAUUAGUGUAUGUAGUUGUUGUAAGUUGCGAAUAUAGUAAACCAUAGUAGUUAGCAAGUGAGUUACAAUGAAAUAUAAACGAAAAAUGAAAUAAAACAAAAUAAAAAAUAUCUCAGUAUAGAAACAAAAAAAUAUAACAUUAAUUAUUAAUAAAAAAAAUUAUUAAAAAAAGUGUGGAAUUAAGAAAUUUUAACAAAAAAAUUAAAACAGUAAUUUUAAGUCUAUAAAAAUGUGACAACAAAUUUUAGUACGUAAACAUAUUAUUAACAAAAAAAAUUACAACAACAUAUAAGAGUUUUUGUGAAUUAGUAAAAACAAUGAAAUAAAAACAUUUUACUAAAAAUACAUAAAAUAUGUAAAGAAGCAUUCAAGCAAAAAUAUAUGCUAAAAAACAACAAAAAAAAACAACAAAUAACUGUAUGAGAGUAGAGAUUUGCGUUUGCCACAUGCAACAUGGCGUUGCCGCAAAGUAAUUGUAUAUAAGUCAAAGGGUUUUUAGUAAUAAUUUUAAUGCAACUUCAUGAAGCAAAUGUUAACGCAGUGUUUUGGGUGAAUAUUUAAUUAAGAAUCAUAUAGAAAAAAAUUAAUAAAAGUCUUGGCAUAAAACUAAAAUCUUCCAUAUUUUUAGUUUCACUGCUUUUAGUAAAUUUUUACAUAAACUGCCUUUGAUUAUAUGUAAAUAAAUACAAUGACAUACCACUAAAUACACAUAUGCUGUCACAUAAAUGCGUCAAGCAUACGAUAAAAGUAGUAAUAAAGCAAAUAUAAACUUAAAUAAAUAUCUUAGCAUGCAUCACAAACUAUUCUAGAAGCAUAUCCAAUAAGGCGUUGGCAUAUUUUGUAAGAAAGAACAACAAACACUGCUGAAAAAAUACAUUUCCUGUUUAUAAAAAUACUUUUAGGCAUAAAUAAAUUUUUUUGGCUUAGAAAACAAUGCUAAAUUUCAGUGUAAUAAAAUUUUAAUUACUUGAAAAAUAAAUUUUGGUUGUAAAAAAAAUA